Nasonia vitripennis (jewel wasp) is the source of this 2436-nucleotide messenger RNA. RefSeq lists its product as uncharacterized. The record is from RefSeq and is a predicted model, not a curated record. The transcript is spliced from 3 exons. Bases 420 to 1967 code for a protein of 515 amino acids. Lineage: Eukaryota; Metazoa; Arthropoda; Insecta; Hymenoptera; Pteromalidae.
AAUAUCGAAAGCUACUAUUAAGUCGUUCACUUAUACAUUUAACAAAAUCAGAUUAAAACUUGAUUAAUAUUAAUGUAACAAGAAUUUGUGUUGUAACAGUUUCUAAAAUAAAUUUUAUUUGUUAUAUACACUAGCAUGAUCAAAUGUUAAUUUUUGAAAUUUCUUUAAUUUCUUACCCAUAUUGAUUUUAACGUAGGUUAUCGCAUAAUGUAAAAAUGGUUGUACAGAUAAUGGCGAUUGAUUACAUGAUUACACUAUCAGCAAUCCAGUAGGAUAAGCCGCGCAUACCUAGAAGUAUUACGAACACGUACAACGCAGUAGUCAACGCCAUUUUCUUGUCGUAAUUAGAGCCAAGGUUAUUUAACAUUGGAAAAAACAAGUUUUCAGCACAAUCAAAUAGCACCAGCACAUAGAACAAAAUGGCAGAGAACAACUUCAUUCCGAUAAAUAUACCAAAACCUUUUAAUCCUGAUAAAAACAACGUUAGUAAGGAUUGGCGUAUAUGGAAAAACGAGUUUUCGAUAUAUUUAGAACUGAUCAGCUCAAGUGUCAAAUUCACGGAAAAGGGUAAGGCAUAUCGUCUUCUUAAUUGCAUAGGUACCAAAGGAAUCGAAGCUAUGAACGAAAUGACAUUUGAAAAUUCUGACGAAAGAGAAAAUAUGGAUAUUUUAUUGAAGAAAUUCGAUGAGAUAUUCGAUCCACCGUUCGACGAGAUAGAAGAAAGAUACAAAUUUUUUUCCAGGCGCAAACAUCCUAAAGAAAGUCUGGAUAAUUAUUUAGCUGAUAUGACAGAAAAAGUAUCAAAAUGUAAUUUCGGCGAUCAAAAGGAAAAAUUUUUAAUUGAUAUGAUCAUCCUUAACAUGGACAAAGACUAUCAGCAUGCAGCUUUUGCCUUAGACGAUGUAUCAUUGCCAAGUAUCAUACAGAUUUAUAAUCAGCAGUUGAUUUACAAUCAAAAGAUGAAAGAAUUAAUGGACCACGAGGAAUCGUUAAACAAGAACUCGGAAAAUAUUAGUGGAGCAGAGAAUAUAAACCACGUCAAGUCAGUUUUCAAAGACGUAGAUAAAGAAAAAUUGGGCAGCAAUGUACAAAAUUUGACUUCAGAUAAAUAUGAAUACAUGUACACGAAGAACAAUAACUUGAAGCAGCAGGUCGGAAAAUCCAAUGAUACUGCGGGAAAAUUUUCAAAAGACCCACCGCUUCGUGGAAGCAUGGAACCAGGCCCAACCAAAAGUCCGUCAAAAGCUGGACCACUUUGCUCGAAAUGCCUAACUAAUCACGUAGUAUUUAUGCGAUGUCCAGCAUACAAUGCAACCUGCUCUUAUUGUUUUGAGAAUGGACACUAUACAACUGCAUGUACUUUGAAAAAUGCUACAGAAGAAACAGCUAAUCUACCGAAACACGCAUCGAAUAAAAAGAAUGAAAGUUUAGCCAAGUGCUCGUGGUGCGAAACAAGACAUGCGGCAAACCAAUGCCCUCACGAUAAAGAUUGUACAUUAUGCGAAAUUUUUCCGCACAAUGUUUGCUUCAAUUGCAGAUCAAAUCCCCACACACACACAUGUUACUACAAAGGAUAUGUUAAACUUCCUACACCUCAAGGCUACCCAACUAGUUCAACAAAAGAUCAUGAGUACACCGAUGUUGCUACCACAACCGCCAGAAAUUCAGAGCAAACGCGCGAACGGGGGUGUUCCAGGUGUGGAUGUCUACAUCCACCCAGAAAGUGUCUUGCCUACAACAAAAGGUGUUCCAGUUGCGAUAAACUCGGUCAUUUCGAAUGGAAAUGUAAAAGCCGACCUACCAAUCGAGCAUUGGAGGACUGCCCAAUCUGCCAUACAAAGCGCUUACAGCAUUUAAAUAAGAAUCGCUACUUUUGCAAUCGUUGUGCCAAGUUCUAUUUCAUCAAUGGUUCCGAUGAAGACGACGACGAUGAACAAGAAGAAGAUAAGUCUUGUACGAUUUCUUAAAAUAAAAAUAUUUAUAAUUUCUUACUACAAAAUCAAUGAUACAAAAGAAGGUAGAUAAUUAAAUAAGUGUACGGUUUCAUGAAGUAUGACAAUAUAUUAUGUAUAAAAUGACAUUUUAUAACAAUAAACAAAUGUAGCUCUAGAUAUUUUUAUUCAUCAAUUCGCAAUUAGCUGGUCCCUAAAAAAUAUUGAACUAUAAAAGCUUUCUACAUAUUAAAAUGGCACGGUGAUAACUUUCAAUUUCGGCACAUAUUUGAAUACACUCAUCACGGAAACUUCGCAUUAUCCGGUAGACUAGCGUGAAUUUAUAUUUUCAAUCAUCGAAUCUAUGGCGUUGCUAAGCAAUGAAUUCUCGGGACCUCUUUUCAUAUAAUACUAGGCCUUAAUUUUAAAGGACUGCAGCUGACAUUAUUAUAUAAUACUAACAAUGGUUUCUUUGGCAUGACAAUGAAAGAUAGUAGUAUUCACG